AUGCAGCAGCGGGCGCGGCGGGCGCGGGGGGCCCGGGGACCUGCGGGGAUGCGUCUGAUGCUUUGCUUCCUGCUGUUGAGCAGCUGCCCUGGGGGCUGGGACGCCAUUAGUCCCCACGGCUGUCUCUUUGCCCGAAGACUCUGCUCUUACCUGGAAGUCUGUGCCAAGGAGGGACAGCCCCAGGUGGGCAUGCAGCCACCCAGGUCCUGGCAAGGAGUCGUCAAGCUGGUCUUCCGAUACUGGCAAGAUGUGCUUCAGUGGCUCAUGCCUCAAGGACUGUUCUGGAAGGAUGAUGUCACUCAAGAUGUAAAGACCCAGAAGAUGGAGCACAUGCCCAGGCUCCACGCCUCAGAGACCUACAUGAGGGAUGGUGGGAAGCUACAGUCCUGUUUAGCCCCUCCUGCUGCUGUCUCUACUUUCUCUGCAACUUAGGAAGGGAGUGAACGCGCUGAUCCCGGGAGAAUGCAGCACCUACUGUGGCCUAGGGGUUCUGGGGGGCUUCCGCUGCUCCUCUGCUUCGUGCUGCUGAACAGCCGCCCAGGGGGCUGCAGCGACAUUAGUGGCCACGGUGGUCAGGGCCAAGUGGGAGUGGGGAAGCUCUGGCCCCUCCAAGGAUUUGUCUCUACAGUCUUCCAGCACUUGCAAGUUGUACUCCAGCAGAUUGUGCCCCUAAGUUUGUUCUGGAAGGAUGACAUCACCCAGGGUGUGAUGACCCAGAGGAUGGGGCACAUCAGCAGAUUCUACCCCCAAGAUCCAUGUCUGAGGCAUGGAUAGGCAACCUUUCCCACCAAAACCACUGGGAUAAGCCCAAUGGCCAAAGUGAACAGGGAUCAAUGUUUUACCUCCAAAGUGGAUCUGAAGACCCUGAAACGAGAGGUGACCAACCCUGUCAAGGACUUCUUUGAGCCACCCCCCACUGUGGGCCACAACCUUGUUGCUGAUUGA
Molecule: messenger RNA, 945 nt
Organism: Prionailurus viverrinus (fishing cat)
Lineage: Eukaryota; Metazoa; Chordata; Mammalia; Carnivora; Felidae
Gene: RESP18
Product: regulated endocrine specific protein 18
Exons: 9
Cellular component (GO): endoplasmic reticulum
Source: RefSeq, a predicted model, not a curated record